CGUCUUCUCGCUUGCCUGGCCACCUGCCUGCCUGCCGGCCAUCUGAGCGGCGGGGGUCGCGGGGCGGCGCCGGGCCGGGCCGCUGCGGCCCGCGAUGCGGCGCCUGGGCUCGGUGCAGAGCAAGGUGCCCUGCGUAUUUGUGACGGAGGUGAAAGACGAGCCGUCGGUCAAAAGGGAGCACCAGCCAUUUAAAGUUUUGGCUACAGAAACUAUAAAUUAUAAAGCAUUGGAUGCAGAUAUAUACAAUGCCAUUCCCACUGAAAAAGUAGAUGGAACAUGUUGUUAUGUUACUACCUACAAAGGUCAGCCAUAUCUUUGGGCUCGAUUAGAUAGGAAACCAAACAAGCAAGCAGAGAAAAGGUUUAAGAAAUUCCUGUAUUCAAAGGAAAACUCAAAAGAAUUUAUCUGGAAUGUUGAAGAGGAUUUCAAAUCUAUUCCAGAGUAUUGGAUUCCAGCAAAGGAUAUAGAACAGUUAAAUGGAAAUCCAGUACCUGAUGAAAAUGGGCAUAUACCGGGUUGGGUACCAGUAGAAAAAAAUAACAAACAGUAUUGCUGGCAUUCCUCUGUGAUCAGUUAUGAAUUUGAACUUGCACUAGUAUUGAAUCGCCAUGCUGAUGACCCUGGACUUUUGGAAAUCAGUGCAGUGCCAUUGUCCGAUCUCGUGGAACAAACACUGGAGCUUAUAGGAACAAACAUUAAUGGAAAUCCUUAUGGAUUAGGAAGUAAAAAGCAUCCAAUACAUUUUCUUGUACCACAUGGAGCAUUUCAAAUAAAAAACCAACCUACACUGAAGCAUGAAGACCUUUUGUCUUGGUUUGAGGGCUGUAGGGAAGGAAAAAUUGAAGGAAUAGUUUGGCAUUGCAAUGAUGGCUGUUUAAUCAAGGUUCAUCGUCAUCAUCUUGGUUUACGGUGGCCCAUUCCAGAAACUUAUAUGAAUUCACGACCAGUUGUUAUUAAUAUGAACAGGACCAAAUUUGACUGUGCUUUUGAUUCUAAGAGUUUGUUUAGUCAUUUUUCAAAGUUAGAUAAUCAAAAAUUUGGCAGACUCAAAGAUAUAAAACUGGAUGUAGGUAUUUGAAGUGAAGUGAAAAUGCAAUUGAAAAUCAGCUUUUAUUAUCUUUAUUACUUUUGAAUAUUGUCUUUUGCUGGUUGAAAAGUGAAAUAUCUCACACAUUAAAAUGUUAACUAUA
Molecule: messenger RNA, 1190 nt
Organism: Antechinus flavipes (yellow-footed antechinus)
Lineage: Eukaryota; Metazoa; Chordata; Mammalia; Dasyuromorphia; Dasyuridae
Gene: RLIG1
Product: chromosome 5 C12orf29 homolog
Exons: 7
Coding region: 95-1078 (327 amino acids)
Biological process (GO): response to reactive oxygen species
Molecular function (GO): RNA ligase (ATP) activity
Source: RefSeq, a predicted model, not a curated record